AUCAGCGCGGCCACCGCCUGUGCACCUUGGCUCUCACCGGCCGCAUCCACCCCCAUGGAGGUCCCUCCCGAAUCGCUUCAGCAGCUUCGCGUCGCCGUCGCCCGGUGCCAGCAGGAGCUCGACAGCUUCACCGCAGAGGACACCGAUCUCGCGCGCUCGUUCGUCGAUGAGCUCCGCCGGCUCUUCUCCGGGCCGGCACUCGGCCUCAAGCGGCCAAAGCGGCCGCGCUCGAGCGAGCCGGUCGAUCCGCUCUGGCUCUCCGACUCCGAGCCGCCUCCGCCUCCGCGCCUCCUCGACCUUCCCGCCGAGCUGGUCGUGCACGUCCUCAAGCGGCUCGCGACGGCCGACCUCGGGCGGAUCGCGGGGACGUGCCGGUACCUGCGCGGCGGCGCGGCGUACGGGCGGCGGGCAAUGUCGCCCGUCGAGGCCGCCAUCCGCGUCCGCUCCCACAAGAGCGGCGUCGUCGCCCCCACCAGCCUCCCCGAGGUGGACGGCGCCUGGGUGCAGCGGCUGCUGCGGCUCGAGAGGCUGGCUGUGGCGGCGCGGCGCGUGGCGGCGGCGGGGUCGUCGCAUUCGCUCUUCGUGGGCGAGGAGGGGCAGCUCUUCUCCUGCGGCACCGAACUCUCUCCCGACGGCUCCCGCGUGCGCGGCCUCCUCGGCCACGGUGGCUUGGUCGGAUCCGUCCCCAUCGCCGCGGUGCCCGUGCCGGUGCGCGGGCUGGCGGGCGUGCGGGUGAGCGCCGUGGCCGCCGGCGCUUGCCACUCGCUCUGCCUGGUGGAGGGCGGCGCUCUCUUUUCGUGGGGCAGCGCGGCGGGCGGGCGGCACGGCCACGGCGGCGGCGCGGACGUGGUUGAGCCGCGCCGCGUCGAGGCGCUGGCGCACGAGGUUGUGGUUGCCAUGGCGGCGGGGAACCUGCACUCGCUGGCGGUUGCCCAGACGGGGGCCGUGUACUCGUGGGGCGGCGGGCUCUUCGGCGCACUCGGCCACGGCAGCGAGGCGGCGGAGGAGGCGCCGCGCCGCACCGAGAGCCGCACGGUCGCCCUCUCGGACCACCAUUCCCUCGCCCUCACCUCGGCGACGCGGCUCGUACCGACGCCCGUGCGUGCGCUGCGCUGGCUGCGGAUGGCUGCGGUCGCGGCCGGCGACUACCACUCGCUCGGCGACCAGCUCGAGCCGCAGCUCGUCGCUGCUCUGCGGGGCGUGCGCGCCGUCGGCAUCUCGGCGUGCUACUACCACUCCCUCGCCCUGGCCGACGGCGGAGAGGUCUACUCGUGGGGGUCGGGCUCAUAUCUCCCCAUAUCUCCCCAUAUCUCCCCAUAUCUCCCCAUAUCUCCGCAGGUGUACUCGUGGGGGUCGGGCUCAUAUCUCCCCAUAUCUCCCCAUAUCUCUCCAUAUCUCCCCAUAUCUCCGCAGGUCUACUCGUGGGGGUCGGGCUCAUAUCUCCCCAUAUCUCCCCAUAUCUCCCCAUAUCUCCCCUCUAUACCGCAGGUGUACUCGUGGGGGUCGGGCUCAUAUCUCCCCAUAUCUCCCCAUAUCUCCCCAUAUCUCCCCAUAUCUCCGCAGGUGUACUCGUGGGGGUCGGGCUCAUAUCUCCCCAUAUCUCCCCAUAUCUCCCCAUAUCUCCCCAUAUCUCCGCAGGUGUACUCGUGGGGGUCGGGCUCAUAUCUCCCCAUAUCUCCCCAUAUCUCCCCAUAUCUCCCCAUAUCUCCGCAGGUGUACUCGUGGGGGUCGGGCUCAUAUCUCCCCAUAUCUCCCCAUAUCUCCCCAUAUCUCCCCAUAUCUCCGCAGGUGUACUCGUGGGGGUCGGGCUCGCACGGCAAGCUGGGCCACGGCGACAAGCUGCCGCAGGUGGAGCCCCGCCGCGUGCACGCGCUGCGCGGGGUGCGGGUGCGGUCGGUUGCGGCGGGGGUCGGGCACUCGCUCGCCACUGCGGACGACGGCGGCCGCGUGCCACGGCCGGGGCGACGGCCCCUGAGGCCUCCAUUCCGCUCAUUGGCCAGCUCUCUGCCGAGUAGGCGCGCCGCGCGCGGCUGGGGCGACGCCGACUCGUGGACGGAGCGGCUGCAGUUGCGGCGGGACCAGCUGCUGCCGCUGCGCUACCCGCACUUGCGUGUGGCGCUGCAGUAG
Messenger RNA from Emiliania huxleyi CCMP1516, 2127 nucleotides. RefSeq lists its product as hypothetical. The coding region runs from base 55 to 2127 and encodes 690 amino acids. The record is from RefSeq and is a predicted model, not a curated record. The transcript has 15 exons. Gene Ontology annotation, molecular function: protein binding. Lineage: Eukaryota; Haptophyta; Isochrysidales; Noelaerhabdaceae.